AUGGCUUCAUACUUAUCAUCCAUCCUCUCUCAGGAUAUAACACAGGACAUACCCUUUCCAUCAAACCUCUCAUCGUUGGGGUCAAGAGAACAAUUGGUAAUAAAGGCGUAUAAAGAUGAAGGUUGGUUUUCAAAUGUGGCUAUGAGUUCAAUGGUUGAACAGAAGCUAUGCAAAGUGGAUAGAGAAUUGCUAUUCCAAGUACUUAUGGUGGAAAAUAUUUCAAAAUCGAAAUUAAAUCAAGUAGAUGAAAUUAAGACUAAACUGGACCCCAAGAAUCAAAAAGUGGAUACACUUCGAUCAGGGAAGAAAGCGCCGCCAAAAUAUAAGAUGGUUAAUCAAGUUGAUGUGGAUGAAGAUAAUGAUAAUACAACAAACGCUACCUCUUCUAGAUUGGCAAACAAUGCGAAAACAGUGUUUAAGUUUACAUUACAAAAUAAAAACGGGGAUGUGUUCUUUGGUGUAAAUACCACAGUAUUACCAUGGAGUUCAUGUUUACUAGGUGCAAAAAUAAUAAUUAAACCAGGCACAAUUUUUAAUAAGGGGGUAUUCUUAUUGCAGGAUUCAAAUGUCAUUUUCCUCGGAGGUAUCAACAAGAUAUGGAAUGAAAAUAGAGACUAUAAAACGUGUGAGUAUUUAGAGGCAAAACUCGAAAGAGAAAGGGAAAACACAACAAAUAGUGCUAAGAAUAAAAGGAAACGGAAAGUUCCACCUAAUUAA
Molecule: messenger RNA, 717 nt
Organism: Naumovozyma castellii
Lineage: Eukaryota; Fungi; Ascomycota; Saccharomycetes; Saccharomycetales; Saccharomycetaceae
Gene: RMI1
Product: Rmi1p
Exons: 1
Coding region: 1-717 (238 amino acids)
Source: RefSeq, a predicted model, not a curated record